AUGCUCCUCAACGACCGGGAGUCCUACAUGGUCAGCGACGCCGCCAGUCUAAAGUCCCUACUGGCGAGGGUUAACAGGGUUCUGUCUCGACUAAAGAAGGAAAAAGUCAUCACCGUCAAAGAAUGGUAUAUGGCAAAGCCCGCAGAGACACCGAUGGCGAGAUUCUACGGUCUUCCAAAGGUACACAAACCAGAUGUUCCCCUUCGACCAAUCGUCUCACUCCGAGGCACACCUACGUACGGGCUCGCAAAUUGGCUGUUUCAGAAGCUAAGAUUCCUAACCGCGGGCUCAGAAACAACCGUAAACUCAGCAGAGCAAUUCCUCGACAAAAUAAGGGCGGUCACGAUCCAACCGAAUGAGAGGAUGGUGUCAUUUGACGUCGUCUCACUCUUCACGUCCAUACCACAGGCCCUUGCGGUCGAGAUGCUCAGUGACCUGCUUCGUCAGAAUUACGCCGAGGGCGAUGGCCAGCCCACAGCUCAAGAUCUCAUAGAACUCAUGGGGCACUGCCUCAAGACAUUUUUUUUCCUUCGAGGGGAUCACCUAUGA
Molecule: messenger RNA, 549 nt
Organism: Spirometra erinaceieuropaei
Lineage: Eukaryota; Metazoa; Platyhelminthes; Cestoda; Diphyllobothriidea; Diphyllobothriidae
Source: the annotation of a GenBank genome assembly